GAAGGAAUAUGCGCAAGUUGAUGAGGAAGAUUCGAGGAUCAUGCGCAUCUCCGACUUCCCGAUUCUCUUUACAUUCCAGUUUCAUGUCUGACCCAAUACGACUUUCCCAUUCAACUCAGCUACACCCCCAGUUCCUUUUCUCUCUUAUAAAUUCUUCAUUCUUUUAUAUUGCCCGUCCACCUUGUCUCCUCAGCUACACCGCUUCGCCACGUCUUCCCAGAAUCAAGCAGUAUAGUUGGAUGCUUUGGGUACUCUUGGUCCAGUUAAUGCCAGCAAGUUCUUGCUGGAAAUCAAAUUGAUUCAAUUUAUUACUAAAAGGUUUAUGAGGCACCAGACUACACUGAACCCAAGCAGAGCCCUUGAGGGUGUCCAUGGGGUACAUGUGGUGCCUCAUUCACCGUUUGCAUUGGAAGAGAAUAAUAAAGAUGGGGACUUUCCUGAAGCAAUCAGUAGAAGCUCAGCUAUUGAAGCAAAUCAGCGGCUACUAAUGCAAUGGAUAUGGCAACACAGACCAGCCUGUUUGAGACCCAUCCAAGGGUGUUGUCAUGGUGACAAGAAUCUGGCAGAAACAGUGGCUAAUGUGCUUACUUCACUUCCUUUUAUAGCUCUUGGAAUCCAGGCCCCAAGGAAGAACCUGAAUACUAAGCUGUAUGCUAAUUCAUUAGUUGGAGUUGGAGUUGCCUCAAGUUUGUACCACUCUUCAAGAGGAAAAUUGAGGCACUAUCUGAGAUGGGUGGAUUACACAAUGAUAGCCACGGCAUCAGUUUGUCUAUCGAGAGCCCUCAGAGAUGAUAACCCAAAGUUACUGAUGGCUGCAUCUGCAUUUCUGUUACCUGUCCAGCCUCUAAUGGUUUCAGCUGUUCAUACUGGGAUGAUGGAGUUAGUAUUUUCAAAAAGAGCAUCAAAAGAUCCAGAUCUGAGGAUGGCCCACAACGUGCAUAAGAUGUCAUCGCUGUUGGGUGGUGUGCUUUUUAUAGCUGAUGAUGUUUUUCCUACGACUCCAUUCAUUCAUGCUGGGUGGCAUCUGGCUGCAGCUGUUGGUGUUGGCGCAUGCAAUAAGCUUCUUGAGUAGUUGUAUAUAUAUAAAUCAAAAAUUGAUUCCAAAUGUUCAAGUCGUCUAAAGAUCAGCUGCAGCAUCUUAAUUACUAGGGAUGGAGUAGUAUAUAUUUCCUCCAAAGCUAUUGUAGAUUUAGAUCAAUUCAUUAUUUCAUGCUG
This is a messenger RNA of Juglans microcarpa x Juglans regia, 1215 nucleotides long. RefSeq lists its product as uncharacterized. The coding region runs from base 323 to 1072 and encodes 249 amino acids. The transcript is spliced from 8 exons. NCBI's taxonomy places the organism in Eukaryota, Viridiplantae, Streptophyta, Magnoliopsida, Fagales, Juglandaceae. The record is from RefSeq and is a predicted model, not a curated record.